GUGGGAGGCGGGGCCAGAGAACGCCAGAGCCCAGGCUGUGUCCGGCUCAAGUGGCCACCUCUGGGCCCUGAGAUAGGGGACAGAGCGCUGGCGAUGGUGCCGGCGCUGCGUUACCUGUGUAGUGCCUGCGGACGGGCCCGCGGGGUUUUCCCCGGGGGCUUCUCCAUGACAUGUGCUACCGUGCCGGGGAGGCCCUGGCCGCUGUGCCAGAGUAGCCGCAGGGCCAGCACUAGCUCAUUUGAUAUAGUCAUUAUCGGUGGCGGAAUUGUGGGGCUUGCCUCUGCCAGAGCACUCAUCCUGCGACAUCCAGCACUUUCCAUUGGUGUUCUGGAAAAGGAGAAGGAUUUAGCUAUUCACCAGACUGGACAUAACAGUGGUGUCAUACAUAGUGGAAUUUAUUAUAAACCUGAAUCUCUGAAAGCUAAAUUAUGUGUACAAGGCGCAGCCCUCAUCUAUGAGUACUGUAACCAAAAGGGAAUUUCCUACAAGCAAUGUGGCAAGCUUAUAGUAGCUGUUGAACAAGAAGAAAUUCCCAGACUUCAGGCCUUAUAUGAGAGAGGCCUGCAGAAUGGUGUCCAGGGCCUGAGGCUGAUCCAGCAGGAGGAUAUAAAAAAGAAGGAGCCAUAUUGUAGGGGUCUAAUGGCUAUUGAUUGCCCAUAUACCGGCAUUGUGGACUAUCGUCAGGUGGCUUUGUCUUUUGCCCAGGAUUUCCAAGAAGCAGGUGGUUCUGUCUUGACCAAUUUUGAAGUAAAAGAUAUUGAAAUGGCUGGAGAAAGUCCUUCAAGAAGUAAAGAUGGAAUGAAAUAUCCAAUUGUUAUAAGGAAUACAAAGGGAGAGGAAGUUCAAUGUCAAUAUGUUGUGACAUGUGCAGGACUUUACUCAGACCGUAUUUCUGAGUUGAGUGGCUGCAAUCCCAAUCCUCAAAUUGUACCUUUCCGGGGAGAUUACCUGCUCUUGAAGCCAGAAAAAUGUUAUCUUGUAAAAGGAAAUAUUUAUCCGGUCCCAGAUAGCCGGUUUCCUUUCCUAGGAGUUCACUUUACACCAAGGAUGGAUGGCAGUAUUUGGCUAGGGCCUAAUGCAGUUCUUGCCUUUAAACGAGAGGGCUACAAACCCUUUGACUUCAGUGCCAGAGAUAUUGUGGAUAUAAUUACCAAGAGUGGCUUGAUUAAACUGGCGUUCCAGAAUUUCUCCUAUGGAGUCAGUGAAAUGUAUAAAGCCUGUUUUCUCAGUGCAACAGUGAAGCACCUUCAAAAGUUUAUUCCUGAGAUUACUAUCAGCGAUAUACUUAGAGGACCAGCUGGAGUAAGAGCCCAAGCCCUGGAUAGAAAUGGAAAUCUGAUAGAAGAUUUUGUAUUUGAUGGAGGAGUUGGGGUUAUUGGAAAUCGCAUUCUUCAUGUGAGAAAUGCACCUUCCCCUGCUGCUACGUCUUCCCUUGCAAUUUCUGGAAUGAUUGCAGAUGAAGUGCAACAGAGAUUUAAAUUGUAAAUAAUGAAAGGAGCUAUAUAUGCAUUUUAAUCUCCACAUUCAGCAAUAAGAAUAUACUAAUUGCAUUCUUUAAUUUUAAGAAAAAUGGCUUGAAAAUAUUUUUAGAUCUCUCAUUUAGAUAACCACUGAAUUGUUAACAUGAUAUAACAUUGAAAUAAUUAUUUUUUAAAGUCCAUGCUCUUAUACUUUGUGAGUAAAGAGGAAAGGUACAGUUGUAUCUGUCCUGAAUCCCUGACUUCGUUAAUAUUUCUAAGAACAAACUUUGCAGAGAAAUUCAAAGCCUUUAUUAUUCCCAGUCUCUUUAUAAAUGGGUUGGUGUAGAGUCAUCACUAAAUCUAAACAGCAGUACACUGUGAAUGCUUGUUGACAACUCAUCAAUUUUCUAUGGUUGAGAAAAUAGAAGAACUUAGAACUGAUAGGUUUUUAUGAGAACAGUUUUAGAAUCCUGGCACUGAUAUACAAAACUCUGUAAUUUAAAAAAUUAUUUACCUCAUAUCUCUGUUCUUCAGUUACACCAAGAUUCACAAAUUUUGGCCAAGAUCACUGAUGAUCUAUGCCUACUUGGUUUUUCAGGGAUCCUAUAAACUUUUAUGAGGAUAUUUCUUCAUUUUUGGAAAAUACCUAACUUUGAGGCAUUCACUUUUGUAAACCGCAAAAGUGCCUUACGUGCAUGUAUACUUCAUGAGUAUUUAAAAUUGUUGGCCAGCGCCAGAUUGUACAUUACAUACAAUAUAAAUGUGUUUGGUAUCUGUGAAAUGAUUCUUGCAAUUCAGAAAGUUGGAAAGUAGAAAUAUAAAUGAAAAUAUGGCAGCCUACUGAUUGGGGAAACUUUUAUUACAGAACCACCAUUUAGGUGAGACAUUUUUAUCCAUUCCCUCACAUAUACUCUCUCAGGAUUAAUCUACUCUUGAUUUUUUUCUUUCCUUUUAUCACUCCAAAGCUGUGUGAUGGAUGAGUUAGAAGGAUGUGCAUUUUGGUUGAUAGGAAAAACUUUUGUUUUCUUCCUUUUCAUUUCAAGCCUUGGUGAUUACAUUGAUUGAGCUACCUCAUCCCAUUAAUUCAAAAAGCUACAUAUCAUCAGCUCAUGUUCAAGAAGUAGCACACAUCCCAGGUAAAUAGACUAGGCAAUUAUUUGAAAUUUGGGAUGAGUAUAUUAGAAGCAUUCAGAAACCAUUCACAGAGGAAACAAACCCCAAUAGUUCUUCAUAACAACCGAUUCCUUCAAGAAAUGUGACACAGAGGAUAUUUUUCUGUUCCAUUACAAGACUAUUAAGAGAUGGAAAAUAUUACAAUUUUCUAUUUCAUCAGCAGCAGGACUACAUAUGCACUAAGCUGUGAAAGACUGAAAUUACAAAAAUAACUGUCCUAAUUAAAGUACCCUCAUUCCAUGUGGUUCUCUACUAUACCCUCCAAAAUUACAAGUGAAAAAAUUGAAAGUGUUUUGAAUGGGUAGGUUAGUCUCUUUGUAAAACAUUUUGUAUUUAUGUCAAUAGGGGUUUGUUGUGUGAUACUGAUAUAAUAUUUAAAAGUUUUGUGUUUCUAAGAGAAGAAAAUGUAUAUUAAUAUUAAAAAUAUUUUAGUAAAAAUAUUUUAGCCUUGGUGUUAUGAGCAUAAUUUUUAGUUUCAUAAAAACUCUGAUUCAGAUAAAGUUUUGUUUGUAAAACUUGAACUAUCAUAGCUUUGUAGCCGCCAAUAUUUAAAAAAAAUUUUGUCUUUGCAUACAAUAGAAAAAUCAGGUAGAGUAGUUAUAUUUUGGGUAAAAAGUGGAGCUCUUCCUCGCAAAAAUGGCUUUCCAUCUGCAAGUGAUGGCAAUAUUUGUCUGACCUCAGUGUCAUCUUCAUACCCCUGAGCACUAAGGAACAUUAUUUCUUUUCCAUAGGAGAAUGUAUAUUUUUCUAUAGGAGAAUGUAUAUUAUAAUUCAUGUGCUUUUAUGGGUGGGGGAAAUCCAAUAAAUAAAUCAAUCUUUCAGAA
Pteropus alecto (black flying fox) is the source of this 3457-nucleotide messenger RNA. It is a transcript of the gene L2HGDH, whose product is annotated as L-2-hydroxyglutarate dehydrogenase. NCBI's taxonomy places the organism in Eukaryota, Metazoa, Chordata, Mammalia, Chiroptera, Pteropodidae. The record is from RefSeq and is a predicted model, not a curated record. The transcript is spliced from 10 exons. Bases 94 to 1485 code for a protein of 463 amino acids. Gene Ontology annotation, molecular function: (S)-2-hydroxyglutarate dehydrogenase activity; (S)-2-hydroxy-acid oxidase activity.